This is a messenger RNA of Peronospora matthiolae, 459 nucleotides long. NCBI's taxonomy places the organism in Eukaryota, Oomycota, Peronosporomycetes, Peronosporales, Peronosporaceae. The record is from the annotation of a GenBank genome assembly.
AUGUUUAAGACGACUCGGGUGGUGCUAGCGAUCCGAGAGAAGGUCGAGAACGGCGGAUCGGAAUCGGAGUCGACUGGAUCCGAAGAUGAUUUGGAUCGUCGUCGUGUUUGUGUAACGACUACACCCGAUCAAGAUCAUCCGAACAAGGAACAGCGUACCUGGCAGAAGAACACUGGUGAAGGAGAAGGACGCAAUCGUAGUGGACGAUCGAAGGUGUGUGCCCAUUGUGGGUCUACCAGACACGAUGUUCGAGGGUGUUGGAAGCCGUUGACAUUCCAGAACUGUGCUCGCAAGGUACAUCCCUCGGACAAAUGCUUCUUCGUGUGUGCAGCCUGCGGGGAUAUACAUGAAAGUGGCAAGUGUCUUAUGGAGGAACUCGUCAAUUUGAUUCGAAAAAGGUACGUGCCAACGAAACACGCUGGAAUGUUUCCACCCGAAUUGGAGGAGAUGUUGAACUAA